Messenger RNA from Bombina bombina (fire-bellied toad), 3450 nucleotides. RefSeq names its product BICD family like cargo adaptor 2 (gene BICDL2). Lineage: Eukaryota; Metazoa; Chordata; Amphibia; Anura; Bombinatoridae. Gene Ontology annotation, biological process: vesicle transport along microtubule; Golgi to secretory granule transport. The record is from RefSeq and is a predicted model, not a curated record. The transcript has 10 exons. Bases 862 to 2355 code for a protein of 497 amino acids.
GAGGGACCAGUGAGAGAAGUUAGAGACAGACCUGACUAAAUGACAGUCGUGAGACCGAGAGUACAGUGAGACAGCACAGUGUGAGCGAAAGUACAGUGAGACAGCACAGUGUAAGCGAGAGUACAGUGAGACAGCACAGUGUAAGCGAGAGUACACUGAGACAGCACAGUGUAAGCGAGAGUACAGUGAGACAGCACAAUGUAAGCAAGAGUACAGUGAGACAGCACAAUGUGAGCAAGAGUACAGUGAGACAGAGUACAGUGAGACAACACAGUGUGAGCAGGUGUACAGUGAGACAGAGUACAGUGCAGAGUGAGACAGCACAGUGAGACAGAUUACAGUGCAGAGUGAGAGAGUACAGUGAGACAGCACAGUGUGAGCGAGAGUACAGUGAGACAACAGAGUGGGAGCAGGAGGACAGUGAGACAGAGUGCAGCACAGUGAGACAGAGUACAGUGCAGAGUGAGACAGCACAGUGAGACAGAUUACAGUGCAGAGUGAGAGAGUACAGUGAGACAGCACAGUGUGAGCGAGAGUACAGUGAGACAACAGAGUGGGAGCAGGAGGACAGUGAGACAGAGUGCAGCACAGUGAGACAGAGUACAGUGCAGAGUGAGACAGCACUGUGAGACAGAGUACAGUGCAGAGUGAUUCAGCACAGUGAGACUGAGAGUGCAGUGCAGAGUGAGACAGCACAGUUAGAUUUAGAGUAGAGUGCAGAGUGAGACAGUUCAGGGAUACACAAACUGAUAUACGGGGGGGGUCACACAGGGUGAGCGCAGAUGGAUUAGCAGGCUAAAGAUUUUCCUGGGGAAUGUGAGAGACCAUCUGCUACUGACAAGAUCCCAUUUUACACCCUGUAUGACCUCCAAAGAAGCAGAGUCCCGUGGGGGUGUCCCUCGGGGUUGGAAUGGGGGUCUGGCCUCACCAAGUAUGGAGGAGCAUUUCUAUCCCUUUUUAAUGGAGCGGCGACACUCGUACCGGGGAGAAGAUGAGGAGGAGCAGGUUGAUGAGGAUCUGAACCUGGCACUGGAAAGAAAGGAGAAGGACCUUCUACUGGCAGCUGAACUUGGGAAGGCUUUGCUGGAGAGAAAUGACUAUCUGGAGAGGACAAGAGAGGCCCUUGAGGAGGAGUUGAGAGAGGCACAUGAGAUAAUGGAGCAGGAAAGACACAAUCUGAGGCUAAAGAUGGAGGUGCGCGAGAGUGAAUUCAGAGGGCAGAUCGCUGACCUUGAGAGUGAUCUCAAUGAGGCCAGACAACAGAUAAGGCUACUCUUGUCAGAGCACAGAGAGUGUGGGCGAGAGACAGCCACUGCUGCGCAGGAGUUAUCAGAACAGAACCAGAGACUGCUGGAGCAGCUAGCACAGGCCUCUCGUUUAGAACAGUCACUGACAGCAGAGAUGGAGUCGCUGAAAGAAGAGAAUCGUGAGCUGAUACUGAACCGAGGACAGUUUGCUCCCUGUCUGCAGAGUCUUCAGAGUGAGAAUUCUCUUCUGCUGGAGAAGAAGAGAGAGCUGGAAUCUCAGACCAGACAGCUGCGAGAAGAAUAUGAGAAUGCACAAAACAUGAUGUACAACCAAAAAGAGACUGUCCUGCAGCUGGAAAGACAUAAAAGUGGGAAUGAAACAAAGAUGCAUCAGAUGCAAUUGGAAUCUCAGGAUUUGAGAGACAGUCAGCGUAGACUGCAGGCCCAGGUGAAAGAGUUGCAGGAGGAGUUGCACAUGAGAGACAGUCACAACUCUAUGCAGCACAGUCACUUUUCCCUUCACUCAGAGAUCCGACAGAGCACAGCACACCUGGACCAAGAGAGUGCCUUAUUGCCCCCUUCCCUUCUGUCAGCCGGAUGUACCGAGGAGCUCUCUGCAGAUGCAUCUGGUCAUAACACAACAUAUCUGACUCAGAGAGAAGGAGAGUUCCUCAGAGAGAAAGAGGAAGAGAUUGGGAGAUUACAGGACCAGGUGACCCUGCAAUAUUUAGAGCUAACAUCUCUUCGUGAGGAACUUCAGCGAUUGAGAGAUUUAUCACAAGAUGGUGACUUGGACAGCGUCCUCAAACAAGCUGUGCGUGACCGUGACGAGGCCAUAAUGAAGAAAGGGGAACUUGAGCUUGAGCUGGUAAAGUGUCACCUGGAGAAGGAUUCACUGAGUCGCCAGCUACUGAGCGCUGUGCAGCAGAAAGUGUCCUUGAGCCAGGAGCUGGAAGCCUGGCAGGACGAUAUGCAGGUCAUCAUCAGUCAGCAGCUGAAGUCUCAGAAGGAGGAAAAGACAACUCCAGCUUCCCCUAUACGGAAGGACAGCACUAGACGCCCAAGGGAUGCUGGAGGUGGUAUUUUCUCUUUCUUCAAGAAGAUCUGAGAUAAAAACCCUAAGAAGAAACAACCAUAUGAGAGACCUCUAGAAACAGUCAACUAGGAUCACAGACAUUACCAGACACGUAUUGUCUAACCUCUUCACCAUGUGAAGAGCAGAAAAACUCCAUGUCCCUCCUGUGUCACCCUGUGUGGUAGGCACAGACAAUGUGCUAGAGCUCCCUCCUAUGUCACGGUCACCCUGUGUGGUAGGAAAAGACACCAUGUCCUAGAGCUCCCUCUCAUUUAUGUCAUUGUGUCACCCUGUGUAGUAGGAACGGACACCAUGUCCCAGAGCUCCCUCUCGUUUAUGUCACUGUGUCACCCUGUGUGGUAGGAACGGACACCAUGUCCCAGAGUCCCUCUCAUUUAUGUCACUGUGUCACCCUGUGUGGUAGGCACAGACAUCAUGUCCCAGAACUCCCUCUCGUUUAUGUCACUGUGUCACCCUGUGUGGUAGGAAUGGACACCAUGUCCCAGAGCUCCCUCUCGUUUAUGUCACUGUGUCACCCUGUGUGAUAGGAACGGACACCAUGUCCCAGAGCUCCCUCUCGUUUAUGUCACUGUGUCACCCUGUGUGGUAGGCACAGACACCAUGUCCCAGAGCUCCCUCUCGUUUAUGUCACUGUGUCACCCUGUGUGGUAGGAACAGACACCAUGUCCCAGAGCUCCCUCUCGUUUAUGUCAUUGUGUCACCCUGUGUGGUAGGCACAGACACCAUGUCCCAGAGCUCCCUCUCGUUUAUGUCAUUGUGUCACCCUGUGUGGUAGGCACAGACACCAUGUCCCAGAGCUCCCUCUCGUUUAUGUCACUGUGUCACCCUGUGUGGUAGGAACGGACACCAUGUCCCAGAACUCCCUCUCGUUUAUGUCAUUGUGUCACCCUGUGUGGGAGAGACAUAUCCCAUAACUCACUCCCAUCUGUGUCACCCUAGAGUUCCCUCCUCUUCCACAAAAUCCCAAGACUCUUUUAUAUAUAAAUAUAUAUAUAUAUAUAUGUGUGUAUAUACUUUUUAUUCUUAAAAUCUAGCAAAUAUUUAAUCUAUUAAAAAUCACACUACUUGUGUUAAUUUGUAUACUAAUAAAACAUCAUUUAUUCUGGA